AUGCACCUGGAUGAAAAGUGGGUGGCCAAGAGCAAGCAGUUUCGCCCGGCUCAUUGGGACAAACCGCACACAACCGUUUACGAUGUGCCCAAGCCCAGCCCCGCACACCUCGCCUUCCACGAAGACACAUUUGGGGUGAUCAUCCACUUCAACUACCUCACCUACCUGCCUCCUGGUAACCGUACCCCGGACGCAGUGCUCGAUGCCGCUCAGUUCUCACCUUCCUCAGAGAAGUUCACGGCCCAGUGGUUGUCCCUGGCGCGUGACGUGGGCGCAAAGUACGCCGUAUACGUUGCAGACCACUUCUCCGGGUUCUCCACGUGGCCUUCAGAAUUGAGCACCUUCACGGUGAAGCAUUCUCCAUGGCGGUUCGGCAUGGGCAAUGUUGUUGCGGACUUUCUUGAGAGCGCAGAAGAGCAUGGCAUUCGGCCGGGCGUGUUCUACUCUUUCCACAACAAUUGGCACCGCCACGUCGUCAACUUCAACGCCACAACCGUGGAUGUGCUGUUCCAACUGGCGCGCUUCAAGGAGCUGCUUGACGAGUUUGGCGACAACCCGGCGGCUCAAGUGUGGCUGGAUGACGGGCUUCAAGGCGAAUUGCUCAUCGAAGAGUUCAACAAGAUCAUCCAGACGUUGGAGAACUCCAACACGACAUGCCACCACUGCGGAUCCGCCAGCGCGGCACAUGCUGUGUCUUGGAUGGGCAAUGAACUCGCUCGCAUGCCAUAUCCAAACUGGAACAGCCAAAACCAGGACUGCAGCGACUUUGACGGAAACCACUACGGCUCGCCCGACGGCACGCGCUACUGUCCAAGCCACUGCGACGGCGUGUUGAAUCAGCAUUUCUGGUUCUGGGAGCCAUACACCUCAGACCGCCGCUACACGGUGCCGGAGCUGCUGGCAAACUACUUCACAUCUGUCGGCCGCGGUUGUAACUUCGUGCUCAACAUGGGCCCAGACACCACAGGCUUCCUUCCCAAACCAGACGUGGAGCGAUAUCUCGAGUUUGGACUUUGGCGCCGGCGCACGUUUGAAUCGCCGUUGAUUGAGAGCUACUUCAUGUUCUACACGGAUUCGAACAACAAGGAGCAUUUCGUGACAACGCUCACACCCAUGCAGACCAUUGGCAACCAUCGCUAUCAUUUGGCAUUGGAGGGCCUGCAGGACGCGCACCAGCUCACCAUUGCUUGUCGCUUCCUCCCCACCAAGAGCAAGGCCAGCGCGCGCGUGUCAUACGUGGCUGUGCACGACUGGUCUGACUGGCUGUUUGAUGACUUUGUGGCCGCUGUUCAGAAUGUGACCGCGACCAUGGGUGAAUAGUCUCCCAAUCAUUUAUGCAUGACACGAACAUGCAUGCAGUCAUGUUUGAUUGCAGACGCGCGUUAUGCUCCAUGCAAGGUUAAUCCCCCUCCACCAUACACAGACUUAUACAUGUGGCGUCAUAA
This is a messenger RNA of Salpingoeca rosetta, 1445 nucleotides long. RefSeq lists its product as uncharacterized. Gene Ontology annotation, biological process: glycoside catabolic process; fucose metabolic process. The transcript has 7 exons. Lineage: Eukaryota; Choanoflagellata; Craspedida; Salpingoecidae. Gene Ontology annotation, cellular component: lysosome. Gene Ontology annotation, molecular function: alpha-L-fucosidase activity. The record is from RefSeq and is a predicted model, not a curated record. Bases 1 to 1320 code for a protein of 439 amino acids.